Enterobius vermicularis (human pinworm) is the source of this 1806-nucleotide messenger RNA. Lineage: Eukaryota; Metazoa; Nematoda; Chromadorea; Rhabditida; Oxyuridae. The record is from the annotation of a GenBank genome assembly.
AUGGGGCUUGGAGUUAUUGUUGAUGAUGGUAGUGGUCUUGAGAAAUAUGUGGAGGUGGAUGAUCUUGCCCUGUGCUUUUUCGACAGUUUUAUAGCUGCUGUUUCUCCGCUUCAUGAGUUUAGCUGGUUUGAAUAUGAAGAUGAUGAAGGGGAUAUGGUUGCUGUCAGGACCGACGAUGAGUUGGCGGCAAUGAUUGCUUCAGUUGAUCAUAAUGUUCCAAUUCAUAUUUUUGCUAAAUGUGAAAUAGCAAUAGAUCCCCCGUCUUUAGUCGAUGUUGAUAACUGUACAGUCAUGCCAGAUGCUUUAAAACGAUUAUCACUUAUCUCGUCUGGCAAUUCUGGCACUUUAUAUAAAACUCUUGAUACGAAUACUGAUCAAAUAAUAGCUGUCAAAUGUAUUAGUCUUGACGGUAGUCAAGACAUUUUAACAGAUCUGCAGCGGGAGACAAAUAUACUAAGACAAUGUUCCGCUAGUCCGUUUAUAGUGAAGUUCUUAUCAGCAAUAUUGCUCGAUGGUGAAUUGUGCUUGUGCAUGGAAUAUAUGGAUGGCGGUUCUUUGGAUAGAUAUGGAAAAUUGCCUCCUGAAGUUUUAGCACCUGUUACUGUUUCUAUAAUUAAUGGACUUGCAUUUUUGUGGGGAAAUAAAGUAAUGCACAGAGAUGUGAAACCGAGCAACAUUUUGGUAAAUUCUGCUGGCGAGGUCAAGCUGGCUGAUUUCGGCGUUUCAAAACAACUCGAACAGUCAAUUGCAAGAAGUUUUGUUGGAACAAAUGCGUACAUGGCUCCUGAACGUCUAUUAGGAGCUCCAUAUAGAAUUUGCUCUGAUAUAUGGAGCCUCGGCUUGACACUUUGCGAAUUAGCAAUUGGCAGAUUCCCGCUAGCCAGUUCGUCAGAGGCACUGCAGUCAGUUAUGCAACGAAUAUCGACUGGCAAUGUUGAUGUUUCAGAUGAACUUCGCAGUGAAGGGUGUGCCGCGGAUUUUUGUGAUGUAGUUCUUAAUUGCGUCAUUUUGGAAGAGGGAAAGCGUUGGCCUCCUGAUAAGUUGAUCGCGUGUCGUUAUAUUCGUCAGAAUGUACCAAUCAAUCAACAGGCAGUCAUUGAUUUUGUGAUACCAAAAAAUUUGUUGUUCAGUUUAAUGUAUGGGAAGCCAAAAUUCAUAUUUGGAAAUAGGCUAAGUCUAGUCUAUGGCGCAAUUACAGCUGACGACGAAACGAGUACAGUGGAAGCAUCAACUUCCUUUAACGAAAAGCCUCCAAAAGACGAUGAUCGGUUUUGUUCAACUGUCAACUGUUCUGAGUAUGCGUCAUGUCUGAGCUGUACGUUCCCAGAAUGUAAUUAUGGAGAAACAGUUGUGGCAAACUGUUUAGCAAAACCAACGUGUAAAGAACGAUUUUUUGGUCCAAAGUUGGCUCAUUGCCGUUAUUGUUGGCAGUUAGAACCUGAGGAUUACACAUGUAACCCGGUAAUAUUUGGAAUGAGAGCAGCACAGGUAAAGAAUUGCUCGAUCACAUCGGCAAGGCUUUUUCGUACUGUUUGUCAAGUUCAUCAGUCUGUAUUUUGCAAAGGGCGUCGUAUCUUUUUUAAAAGAAUACGCUGUAAUUGGUCUUCGGGUUACGUGUGGUGGAAAGCAAUGUUGUACUCAAUAAUUCUUGGUGGCUUCGGUGCUGAUAGAUUUUAUUUGGGCUUGUGGAAGAGCGCUUUUGGAAAACUUUUCAGUUUUGGAGGUUUAGGAAUAUGGACGGUGAUUGAUGUUAUACUUGUUGGAGUUGGCUAUGUUGGUCCUGCGGACGGUUCUGUGUAUAUAUGA